CUGGAGAAAUUCUCCAAAUCCACCAUUUUGGUAUCCGCCUAUGCUUGUAUUUAUUUUGAUUUUACUCCUCGGAUGUGGAAAUCCCGAGUUUCCAUCUGUCAUUGAAUGCAGCAUUAUCCCCUUUUUCCUUUGUGUUUGAAAGUCUCCUCUGAGAGCAGAAGUGCCCCAGAGAAACGCUUUUAUCCUCCUCUCAGCGGGAACAGCUAUCUUAUGUCUGUGGGAGUGGGAGCCGAACUGUCUCGUGAUGAGUGGUUUUUUAAGCAGUUUCCCAUCCACCGCGCGUGCCGGGAUGGAGAUCUUCUGGCUUUGAUGUCAUUGUUGGAGCAGCUGUCAAACCAGACUCAUCUGACCGCGGAGGACUCCUGCUAUGGAUGGACUCCCAUUCACUGGGCUGCCCACUAUGGACAGUUGGAGUGCGUGGUGCGCCUGGUGCAGCUGGGCUGUGAGGUGAACACGGUGACGAGCCGCUUCAACCAGACGCCCACCCACACCGCCGCCUUCGGGGGACACCCUCACUGCGUGGUGUGGCUGACUCAGGCCGGGGCCGACAUCAACAAACAGGACUGUGUUGGUGAGGCCCCCAUCCACAAGGCCGCUCGCUCCGGAAGCUUGGAGUGUAUCCAGGUCCUGCUGAUAGCCGGAGCAGAACCGCAUUUAAGGAACGCCAGCGGACAGACGGCAGCCGACUUGGCCCGAGCUCACGGCUUCCACGACUGCUUCUGCGUCAUCGCCAACGCCCAGACACAGCUGUGCCAGCUCAGUGUGCUGCGAGACUGCGCCCCCUGUGGCCAGGGCCAGCACUGCAGGAAGAGGCAGCUGUGCGUCAAGGAGAGUCAUUACAUCAAGAAGGCCAGGAGAGCAGAAGCGUUGGUGCAAAGCGCCGUCAGUGAGGAGGUGGAGGCCAUGAGCACGGAGCUUAGCUCAGAUGCAGACACCAAAGCGUUCCUUGGUCAGCCCAGCCCAGCCUCACAGCUGGAGAACACGGCGCCACAUGACCGCUGCCUCUCUCCGCCGUCUGGUCCGCCCAGUUCGGCCGACAUGUGCGGCUCGCUGCAUUUGAGCGGCAGCCCCGGCGGUUCUGGCUCCGACCGGCCGGAGCGCUGGCGGCUGGCGGGAGCCGACUGCGGCGACUCGCUGCUUUACGGACACUACCACGGCUUUGGAGACACGGCCGAGGACCUGAGCGACAUCAGCGGCCUGCAGCCUGUGGCCGGGGCUGUCCACCUCUACCACGGCUCAUAGAUGUCCAGGAGCUGCUGCUCCACGUCAGGUCUGCAGGAAGUGAGGAGGGGAAGGUCUCCAGACAGCUUUCAGGGAGUUCUUUAGAAGCCAUGGAGCUAGAUACAUAUAUCUGCUCCCUGAGAACCAAACCAGGAAGUGAAACUGCUCCACUGUCCUGAAGUCUUAACCACACCUCCGUCUCUUUCUUUUCCCUCCAAGCAGCCAGACUGUGGUCCAGGUAGAUUCCCUCCUAACUAUGUUCAGUCGUUUCCACAAAAACGUUUAGCUUUAAUGUUGAUCCAAGUGAAAAUCAAAGGUGUCAGUCAGGAGAAGAAGCCACAGCCUGUCACCAGCAGGCGCUGUGAAGACAGUCAGACCCACCGUGGAGUGGUUUAGAUUUCAAACAGAAGCCAUACACACCUGAUUCAUCUUUUAAAGCUUUGCCAGGACUCUGUGGUUCUGGUCCAGUGAAACCAUAUUUGAACUGUGGGCCACAAUUUCAAAAGCUGAGUUAGUGUCACACAUAAAAAAAGCUUUGAAUAAACCAUGGGAACAUUGAGUGAAACACGGCGGUGGCAGCAUCAUGAUGUGUAGUCACCUUUCUUCAGCGUGAGCCGGGUCUCUGACCAGGAACUCUGGCAGAUCUACAGAUCAGGAUUGUAGGUCUGUGUGUUACAGCCAGACAAACUCUCCCUCUGCAGGGCAGAGCUGAAUUCAGGAAGCAUCAUGAAUUACAGGCUCUCCUGAAGACGUCGUCACCAUCACACUGAUCUGGCUUUGUGAGGCCAAAAUGAUCAGGUUAGGUAUGAAUCAUCCCCCCCUCCCCACCAUGAUGCUGCCACCACCGUGCUUCAGUCAGGAGAUUAUUAGAAUCUCAACACAUCUCCAUCCUCAGCUUUAAAAGAAAAGGAUUAUUACCAAAGGCAGACCAGUAGGUGGCGCCAGCAUCACCAGCAUCACCAGCUGCUGACCAUCAGCUGCAGGCUGCUUCACACAGCAGGACAUUUAGCCCGUCUCUACCUUCCCAGAGGCGCUGACUAUCAGCGUGUCUAAGACGAUCUAAAGAGAGACUCCUGAUACGUGUUUAGAGCGACGCUGUCCUCAGACGGGGACAUGAAACAAGCUGGAGUGUCUCACCCUGAUGUCCUCACCUGUGUGGCAUCUUCCCAAGACUAAUGAGGACAAAGCCUGCUGAGUGUGACUAUUUCCACAUGCUGCCGUGUGAAGCAGCCUUAAAGAAGGGGGGGGGCAGCUGGAGAUGUCUAGUGUUCAUUUAGUGGACUUCUCAGGUCACCAUAGCUACCAGGCUUCCCGUCCAGCCUGGAGAAACAUGGAAUCAGAGUUCAGUGU
Messenger RNA from Fundulus heteroclitus (mummichog), 2571 nucleotides. Its product is annotated as ankyrin repeat domain-containing protein 10. NCBI's taxonomy places the organism in Eukaryota, Metazoa, Chordata, Actinopteri, Cyprinodontiformes, Fundulidae. The coding region runs from base 106 to 1242 and encodes 378 amino acids. The transcript has 6 exons. Gene Ontology annotation, molecular function: protein binding. The record is from RefSeq and is a predicted model, not a curated record.